AUGGCAUCGCCUUCGCACGUUGCUCACCCACGGAUAUUCCUGUCAGGCGGAGCGCACCGUGUGCUGAAAACGUCGACGAAUAGGACAAGGCCGCUCGUGUACAACCGCGUGCCGAAGGCGGCGUCGACCAGCAUGAUCGUUGUGCUGCAGCGUCUCGCCAGGCGCAACCACUUCGGCGUCACCAGCGCGCCAGCCAUGCAAUACUGGCCGCGACUGACGGAACUCAGGGCACGCCUCGAGUCGCUGCGGCCAGACCACUGCUACAUCAACCACUGCUCGACCCUCGAUGACUCGCGACGGCAGUGGCUGUGGAUCAACAUUGUCCGAGAGCCACUGGCGCACUACGAGAGUCUGCACUACUGGGAACGCCGCGGCCUGCGAGAGCGGGCCCGACUCCAAAAGCGCGACCCUGUGUGCGGUUGCGCACACCUCGAGUUGGCGCCGUGCUUGAGCGUGCGGCUGCAGCGCAAGUGUCCGAUCCGCUUGUGGCAGCAGCGCAACCUGUUCUGUGUGCCCGACGCCUCGUGGGCCGCGCAUGAGAACGGGCCGCCACCGUGCAGCGUCGAGGAAGCACUGCAGAUCGUGCAGCAGCAGUACCUCUUGGUGGGCCUGGCGGAGGAGUUCGACGUGACCCUGCGUGCUCUGGAGGCGCUGUUGCCACGAUACUUUGCGGGCGCGAGCCAGAUGCUGGCCGACGGCCCGAUUGCCGCCAACGUUGGCUCCUCCAAGGCUGCGACGAGGUCGGCAGCCAAGAACCUGACUAGGCAGUACAUUGAGCACGUGCUCGUGCACAACGCGACGAACUAUGCGGGCGAGCGGCUCUUCUACGAGGGCGUGCGACGCGUCUUCCGCGAGAAGCUCGCGGAAGCAAGUUUACACAGUCGUGCUUUCCUUAGUUGA
Messenger RNA from Emiliania huxleyi CCMP1516, 900 nucleotides. RefSeq lists its product as hypothetical. Gene Ontology annotation, molecular function: sulfotransferase activity. Lineage: Eukaryota; Haptophyta; Isochrysidales; Noelaerhabdaceae. Gene Ontology annotation, cellular component: membrane. The record is from RefSeq and is a predicted model, not a curated record. The transcript has a single exon. Bases 1 to 900 code for a protein of 299 amino acids.